AUUUAUUUUCCUUGUAACACACUUGCCAUGGCUGACAAACAACGGGCACUUCUGCUCAUGUAAAUUUAUCUCUACUGUGUUAUUUCUGAAGAUAUGUUUUAGCGUCUUCUUAGACUUGAUGUGAUGUCAGAUAAGCGUCAGCGUGCCAGAGUACAGGGUUGCUGGGCCAAACAACUGCCAAAACUCUCAGGUCCAACUGUCCCAAACUACAAUCAGUCCACAAGUGCCAAUGUGGCCUCUGGCUCUUGGGGAUUUGGGUCCCAGAAAUCAACUAAGACUUUUGAGUUUCUCCAGCCCACCAAGCCAAUUAGAGCUGUGCCACCAGAGAAGGUCAUAGAGCAUGCAGGUGAUUAUGAGAUCAGCUAUGGACCAUCAGGGGUUUCCAGGCUGCGGCUACUGCCUGGAUUUCUCCCCCCAGAAGAGGCUGACUGGAUGUUCAGUAAGCUGCUUGCAGAGCUUCCCUGGUCCCAAAAGACCAACUAUAGACAAGGUGAAGCAUACGAGGAACCCAGGCUGACCUGCUGGUACGGAGAGCUCCCAUAUACGUAUGCUCGCUCCACAAUGGCUGCAAACACACAGUGGCAUCCAUUGCUGGUAACCCUUCACAAGGCAGUGGAGCAUGCAACCGGAUGCAGCUUCAACUCCCUGCUGUGUAACUUGUAUCGGGAUGGCCAUGACAGCAUCGGGUGGCACAGUGACGAUGAAGCCUCGUUGGGUGCCAAGCCAACCAUUGCUUCUCUCAGUCUGGGUGACACCAGAGUGUUCAGCCUCCGCAAGCAGCCUCCACCGGAGGAGAAGGGUGACUACACUUACGUGGAGCGGAUUCGGAUUCCUCUGAGUCAUGGCACACUUCUGCUAAUGGAAGAAGCCACACAGGAUGACUGGCAGCAUCAAGUGGCUAAAGAGUACCAUGACAGGGGCCCACGCAUCAACUUGACCUUCAGAACUAUCUACCCAGAGCCAGAGGGCCAUAGGCCUGGUACCAAGAUGCAAUUCACAGCCAAAUAACCAUAAAUCUCCAUCAGUCAGGUGUCCUUUGGUUUUGGUGCCUUCAUGCACCAGCCAUGGCAGUACUGGCUUUGAAGAGAAAAUGAUCCCGUUUUGGAUACCUACCUACAAAAUCAGGCAGGAGGUGGUGACAUAAGUUUGCAUCCCAGUAUGACCUUUGUGAUUUACUGAUUUGUUUUGUUUUUCACUCAUUUCACUCAAUUUUUCAAUGUAGGCACUACAAAGUACUUGUUUAGGUUUAGGAAAAGAUUGCAGUUUUUGGUUCAAAAUCUUUACAACAGGAACCCUGCAUGGUGCAGGUUGGGAGUGACCUACUCCUCUAACUUAUCCUGUUACCCAAUGCAUCAAAUUUUACCACCAGAUUAACUGAGCCACACACACACAGUUCAUGAACUGUAGCCCUGGGAAUGAGAACAAGCUCUAUCAACAUCCAUCUUUUUAUUCUGAAUAUUGCCUUGGUGAGUUGGGUGGAUUUAUUUGAUUUUGACUUUCAUUUGAACAACAUGUUUUUAGGCUGAGCAUUAGCCUGGGGACAAAAUGUGCACAUAUGUCAAUGGAAAGUUAGUCUUAAUGAAAGGGAGUGAAAUGGCCAUAAUUUGAGUACUCCCUUAAACAGAGUGUUCAUUUUGAAUUGUGGUUGAAACAUGUUUAAGUUAAGAAAACACUACAAUAUCAGAUUCUGCAGCAGUUAUCAAAUUUAUUUUUAAAUUAAUGUACAUUUAGUAAUUAAAUCACUGGGGAUACUGGAAAUCUGAAUUAUUCAUUUAUUCCUUGUAUGUUGUAGUUCAGCCUGUUUGAGAAAGCAAGUUUGAUUAAAAACUCUUUGUUUACAUGGAGAUGAAGGAAACUGGGUUUCCCCAUUCCAGGUGACUUUAACUCUCGAGAAGGUCCUGGGGUAACAGAUUUGUGAAACUAACCUGCUAGCUGGCAGGUUUUCUUGGACAUACUCUCUUGACUGCUCCUAUAUUUAUGUUCAAAUAUGUUUUUGUGUUUAGACACAAAAAAAUUAUCAGCUGAAAUUUUCACAAAACAUUAACCUGAAUUAAUGAUCAAUCUGUCAGUGGUGUAAGGAUAGAGACGGCGUACUCAGACACUCUCCUUCUUUAUACGACUGGCUCUAUGCUGGCAUUAAGGCAGCUGACAGGUUGUCAGCCAGUUCUUCUACACUGAAAGAUUUACCCUACAUCACUGUAGCAAUCCUACAUCUGUAGGAAGCUUUAGACACAUAAGACAGUGAUCAGUCAUUUUGUCAUAUUCUGAUAAACAGAGUUUGCAGUUAGAUUCAGUUUGUUAAACCUGCUUUCUGGAGCAGGCCCCAGUUCAAACAUGUAUGCUAUUUAUUGGCGGUGCUGAUAUCAGAACCUGCUCCUGCUUUUGAACGAACAUCACCUUCAAGACCUGUAAUUUUCAUGACUUUCUUUGGUAAAUAAAUACAC
Messenger RNA from Archocentrus centrarchus (flier cichlid), 2444 nucleotides. RefSeq names its product alkB homolog 3, alpha-ketoglutarate dependent dioxygenase (gene alkbh3). Gene Ontology annotation, cellular component: mitochondrion; nucleoplasm. Lineage: Eukaryota; Metazoa; Chordata; Actinopteri; Cichliformes; Cichlidae. The record is from RefSeq and is a predicted model, not a curated record. Gene Ontology annotation, molecular function: dioxygenase activity. The transcript has 11 exons. The coding region runs from base 124 to 1008 and encodes 294 amino acids. Gene Ontology annotation, biological process: DNA alkylation repair.